CAUGUUUUACCAAUAAAAUAUUCAAGAAUAGCUCAACGUUUCGUAAAGAUCUCAGCAAUUUCGUUCUACUACAAUUUGUUUGCGUUUUUGUUGUUCAGCUGUCAACCGAUGCAUUCAAAGGGCUCACUUCUCGUUCAAUUAAGGUUUCGGUAUUUUUUCGAUAUAAUUCCUUGCACCGGUAAAGUAGGCGUAGAGUUUGAUUUAACCAGUAUUUUUCACCCGUAUUGUUCCGAUUACCUUGAAUUUCGUGCAAUGAAUGCUGAAUCAAUGCAAACGAAGCAAACCAAUAGUGUUUAUUUGUGCUGUACAGUUAUUAGUGUUAUUUUGAGCAUAUAUUUCUAUACUUCUUACCAAUGCAAUCAGAAUUCACAGCAUAUUCUAGAUAUUCAAAAGAAUCUUGGCGCAUUAACGAAACAUGUGGUGCGGUCGUACGGUGUGGCUAUGGAAAAUGACGAAACAAGUUCAAGUUCAACCCAGUUAUCCAGUCGAGACUUUCGCGAACAGAUUGUUUUCGAGAUCCAGGAAACUCGUAAAUCAAUAGAAUUACUUUUAGAUCGGGUUGAUUAUUUGGAAAAAAUCAAUUACGAUAAGUUCGGACAGACCGAUUAUGCAGCGGCAGCUUGGGGUGGGAAAGUAAUUAGCGUUGAAUCGACUCAGGAAGGAUGGUUUACAUGGUUUCUGGAACGUGGACUAAAAAUUGGAAGGACCAAAUUAGCAAACAGUAAUUGUUGCAUUAUUGAAAAUGAAUGCGCUGGCAAAUGUCGAGCUUUCUAUGGUUCAUCCGGCGCAAUUAUCAUAAUGCUUAUGGGUCCAAUUUUUGUAGAAGCUGUCGCAUUUGAACAUCCUCCCAAAAACAUAUUACCCAAUCUGUCAAUACAAAGCGCAGUAAGAAAGUUCUCCAUCUGGGGCCUUUCGUCCACUUCAUUAGAAAGCAAUAAUUUUUUCUUUGGAAAUUUCUCUUUCGAACCACAUAUGGAUUUUGUUCAGUUAUUUAAUCUUACGUUGAGAUCAUCAAAGCCAUAUCGAUUUGUCAGAUUAAACGUUGAAUCUAACCACGGAGCUGACUACACUUGUAUACACAGGUUCAGAGUUCAUGGAACGUUUUCAACUAAUUCACCAUAAUAUUAAAAUAGUGCGCACUUGUAUUCGAUUUACCCUGUCCUUGAUCGAAAACAUCGGUAACGUAGUUUACACUUUCGUCUUGCAGCAAGUGAAAC
Malaya genurostris is the source of this 1217-nucleotide messenger RNA. RefSeq names its product klaroid protein-like. Gene Ontology annotation, cellular component: meiotic nuclear membrane microtubule tethering complex; nuclear envelope. Gene Ontology annotation, biological process: nuclear envelope organization. NCBI's taxonomy places the organism in Eukaryota, Metazoa, Arthropoda, Insecta, Diptera, Culicidae. The record is from RefSeq and is a predicted model, not a curated record. Gene Ontology annotation, molecular function: protein-membrane adaptor activity. The transcript has 5 exons. Bases 109 to 1122 code for a protein of 337 amino acids.